Scutellospora calospora is the source of this 123-nucleotide messenger RNA. NCBI's taxonomy places the organism in Eukaryota, Fungi, Glomeromycota, Glomeromycetes, Diversisporales, Gigasporaceae. The record is from the annotation of a GenBank genome assembly.
GUUGUAUCCUAAUACUUCAGCCGCAAGGCACACCCAGGCGUCCUACCCCGGCGAGGAUUUAGGUGGGCGUUGUCAGCCGGACUCGAACUUGGAGCUACUCGUAGUAAACCCCGCGCCCGGACC